Messenger RNA from Capsicum annuum, 573 nucleotides. RefSeq lists its product as uncharacterized. NCBI's taxonomy places the organism in Eukaryota, Viridiplantae, Streptophyta, Magnoliopsida, Solanales, Solanaceae. The record is from RefSeq and is a predicted model, not a curated record. The transcript has a single exon. Bases 1 to 573 code for a protein of 190 amino acids.
AUGUCCAAGAAGAAACUUGUUCAAGGUGAUACUAUUGAGGUCACUCAAGUAUGUAGCUCUAUAAUCGAUAGAAAGGCUGCGGAAAAUAAAGAUGACCCCAGAGCAAUCACUAUUCCAUGCACAAUUGGGACACAUGAAUUUGCAAAAGCUCUAUGUGACCUUGGUGUGUGCAUCAACUUAAUGCCUUUUUUCGUAUACAAAAAAAUUUGUUUAGAUAUCCCAACGCCAACCUCUAUGCAACUCUUGAUAGAAGAUCAGUCUAUUAUAAGGCCGGUGGUCAUAUUGUUUGACGUCCUUAUGAAUGUGGACAAGUUUAUUCUCCUAGCAGAUUUUGUGGUAUUAGAUAGUGAAAUGGACCAAGAGUUGCCUAUCACUCUUGGUCAUCCUUUCUUAGCUAUUGUGAGAGCCAUUGUCGAUCUAGAGUUGGGGGAGAUGAAAUUUAGAGUGCAAGAGGAUAUGGUCUCUUUCAAAAUUUACAAGUCAAAGAAGCAAACUGCGGAGUUGCAAGUAGUAUCCAUGGUGGAUGUUGAAAAUGAGAAUAUGAAUGAAGAGGAGUUCAAAGACCCACCUUAA